Messenger RNA from Oncorhynchus masou masou (cherry salmon), 5603 nucleotides. It is a transcript of the gene minar1, whose product is annotated as membrane integral NOTCH2 associated receptor 1. The transcript has 4 exons. Gene Ontology annotation, biological process: negative regulation of cell population proliferation; negative regulation of TOR signaling. Lineage: Eukaryota; Metazoa; Chordata; Actinopteri; Salmoniformes; Salmonidae. The record is from RefSeq and is a predicted model, not a curated record. Gene Ontology annotation, cellular component: plasma membrane. The coding region runs from base 135 to 2933 and encodes 932 amino acids.
UCUCUCUCAUAAGGGGGACAGGUCUCCCUUGUAUUUGAGACGUUCCAUCUCAAUGGCAUCCCCUGUACAGUAUACUUAAAGAAUAGGAGACUAACGAGGAUAUCAACGUCUAGCUCCAUUCCACACCACAUGCCAUGGAUCCCCUACCAGAGUACUCCCUGUUCCUAGUCCGGAUCCUGGAGGAACUAGACACUAAACACAGUAGUGUGUCCUACCAGGACCUCUGUAAGUCCCUGUGUGCCCGCUUUGACUUGGUCCACUUGGCCAAGCUACGGAGCCUUCUGUUCUACACAGCCUGCCUGGACCCAGCCUUCCCUGCCACUCUCUUCAAAGACAAGAUGAGAUGUACUGUUGAGGACCAGCAGUCUAAGAAACUCAUGGUGGCAGCAGAUAUCGUCACUAUGUUUAACCUAAUCCAAAUGAACGGGGGGAUCGCCAAAGAUAAGCUCCCAAUGGCACCACCGAGGCCCAAGUUCCACAAGAACCAGUCGUUUGAGUCAUGUAGGUCCGACACUGAUGUUUAUAAGUACCAGGACUAUGAGAGGGGCGGAGGUUAUGACCUCAUGGAUCAACCCUCCAGGGCGGGUCACCACCCCCACCAUCGCCCCAUGUCCCAAAACAACUCCUCCCACCCCCGCCCACACCCCCAUUCCCACUCCGCCAGCUCGAAAUCCAACUGCAGCCCACAGUUUAUCCCGACCUCGGACCCUAACUUCCUAUUGGGCGUAAACAAGGAUCUAAAAUGUCGAGCAGCGUCGCUAGAUAAGCUGCAGCACCUGCCCCAGUACUCAAGCUGCAGUCCUCCAUCGCCGCCCUGCGAGAUGCAGAGCACCUACUUUCCCAUAGACAUUGACAGUGAGUCCACCACAGACCAGGAGUCCCUGCAACACAUCAACCACACGGAGCCCUUCUCUGUCCACUCCUGUGUCCAGAAGAGAAACAUCUUCAAGGAGGAUUUUCACAACCUGCUAGCGUUCUCCCCACAGGUCAUCACCUCAGAGUGCAAACCAAACAUCAGGGCAACUGGAGGCUACCACCGGAGAGAGCUCCACAAGCCUGCCACAUUCUUCAACCACAGCUUCGAGCUGCCCUACAGUAACCCCUACUUUGAGCAUACUAUGAACUCGCCCAUUCAGGAGAAACGGCGAGCGAAGCACGAGAGUCUGGACGACCUUCAAGCGUCUACGUAUUUCGGGCCAACGACAGUGACAGAGUGCGUGAACACACGGAGGAGCACGGCUAGGCCGGGGAAGCAGCCAAUUUGGCCCGUGAAAAGCCUGAGUCUGAAUGCUGAAGAAGGGCCACCGGAUUUUGAGAGGUCAUUUCUGAAUGGGAAACCGCUGAAAGACAACCAUCGCCACAAUGUAGUUAAUAAAGAGAAUGAGCAGCACUUCCAGUGUGCCAAAGAGAAAAUGGUGGCCUCCCCUUCAGGGUUCGCAAAGAAAACCAAUGGGUUGAAAACAAAGGAUAUGUCUUCAAUGGCGUGCGGUCCCGGAGUGGGUGUCGACAAAAGAGAGGUUGGGAAAAGAUUUAAAGAGAAAGGCAUCAACAGUACGUCUUUUCAAGGAGGUAACAUAGACAGCUCGUCCAGCAUAGGGACACAAACGGAGCAGGCCGAACAGAGGAAGCUAAAAGACUAUGCCGCCGCACACGCAAAAUACGUCGAGAGAGAGAGGCACUCGUGCAAACACUCGGAAGAGGACUCUGAGAUCAUCAGCGAUGACAUCAGUGACAUCUUCCGCUUCCUUGACGACAUGAGCGUGUGCGACUCGCUGGGCGUCAUCCAAUCGUCGUGCUACAACAGCAUCGGAUCUCUCUCUCAGGUGACCAUGAAGUCUGACGGCGACAGCUCACCCGAAUGCAACACGGUCAAACUGGCCAAGUCCAAGCUGGACUGCCUCUUUCACUCCCUAGAGAACACGGACGACGAGCUCAAAUCGAGCGUGUGCAAGCUUGUUAUGAGGAUAGGUGAGAUCGAGAAGAAGCUGGAGUCUCUGUCCGGAGUCCGAGGGGAGAUCUCGCAGGUGCUCUCCAAGCUCACCAAACUCGACGAGAAGAUCCAGGAACCCGAAACCAACGGGAGACCGGGCGAAAAUGCUUUAGCCACCACUUCCACCCCAGAUCACCUUCACCCCGACCCCAACCUCUCGCCCCAUGUCUUUCAGUGCCACACGACAGGCCACAACAUCAAGGUGGAUAAUGGAUCAGUGGAGUGGGGCUGCUCAGACAGUGAGAGUCUGAGGGUCAAGGCAAUUAAGAAAAGUAUGUUCACGCGGAGGUCGUCACGCUCACUCAAUGAGGAGAACAGCGCCACAGAGUCAAAGGUGGCGAGCAUCACCAACUCACCACGGGACUGGAGAACGGUGUCGUAUUCUUCGCACCAUGGGGAUGAGGGCAAAGACAAGGACAGAGACAGAGACCGAGAAAGGGACACCAAGGACAGACACAGGAAAGCCAAAGAGUCAGAGCAGGAGCGCCAGUAUGAGAUGGCCCCCCAGGUCCACCGCUCCUCAAAGCCCCCCAAGGACUCCUACCUGGUGGAGCAGGUGUUCUCACCGCACCCCUUCCCCCCCUCCGUCAAGUCCCACAUGAAGGGCAGCCCCCUGUACACAGACCUCAGGCUCACAGGCCUGUCGGUUGACGGCAAACGGGGUCAGCCCUCCUGGACCAUCGAGGAGUACAAGCGCAAUGCGGGUGGCGAGAAAGGCAAGCAGCUGACCGCCCUGGACCUGCAGACGCAGGAGUCAUUGAACCCCAAUAACCUGGAGUACUGGAUGGAGGAUAUCUACACGCCGGGUUACGAUUCGCUGCUGAAGAGGAAGGAAGCGGAGUUUCGGAGGGCCAAGGUGUGCAAGAUUGGAGCGCUGAUUGCCGCGGCCGCCUGCACUGUGAUCCUGGUCAUCGUCGUGCCCAUAUGCACUAUGAAGUCAUGAAGUGCUCCGAGUCGUGCUCUACGAAGUGCUCAAAGUCGCACACUUUCCCUCUGCCCCUGUUUAUUCUGGAUAAUUGUAAAAGGACUGAAUACGUGUGAGCUAUAAGGUAUCAGUCCAAUUACAGGAGCAGCCCUCUGAUUGACUAUGUGGACGUUUGAAGAGUGAGGUACAUGUAUUGUUUAAUGUGAAUCUGACCUAUGUUCGUGGUAUUGGAAUCAAGUCUAUGUUCUUUUCUACAUGAUUUAGUUGUUAUGCCACGGGAUGGGCAGUGGUAUUAGGAAAACGUCAGUACACAUUCAAAAUGACUUUGUUCAGAGGGGAAUGUUGCAAGUUUGAUCCUUUAUAUUUAUUGUUGCCUAUAUUUACUUAUUGACAUUUGUGUAUUUAUGAUGAAAGACAGACGGUACACAAUGUCUACAGUAUAUCUUUUACAUUUACAUUUAUAUUGUAUUGGUGUACGAUGUUCCAGAAUAUUACGAGUACAAUGUUUAUUUCACUUUUUUCUCUUUGUUAAAGGGGCAAUCUGCAAUUCAAACAAAAACAACAAAGCGGCUACCCAGCCAAUGUUUUUGUGAACUGAAACAGAUGAUCUGUACAGUAUACGGUCAACAGCUGGAUUUGUUUCUGUACACAGCUUCUGAUAUUUUUAUUUUAGUAUAAUUGCUGUAUAAUGUAUUUUAAUGAGAGUUAUUUUUGGAUGAAUUAUCUGGUAGAAUGUGAUGAGGUGCACCAGAUAUUAUUUAUCUUUAGCUAUUAUAAUAAUAACCAGAGUUUUAAUUCAUGGGAUUUUGUGCAAUGCCUUUUCUAAAUAGACAUAUACAGUAUAUUGAAGUACUGUAGUUGAAAUAGACGAAUAACAGACAGUACAUACAGUAGAUUGUAAAAACAAUAUAAAACACUACAGAGCUAACCUGAAUGUAUUGAAAGUAGCAUUACUCACAGAGAGAGCAAAACACACAUAUCAUUUCUCAUCGUCUCUUGAGCAGAAUUAAGUUGAAUGUUGCUCUCCUUUCCUUGCUUUAGAUAGUUUAACUACUAGCCAAAAGCACAUAGCUGCAGUAGGGAGCUCUGAAGUAGGGAGUUAUUCUCUGCCUUGUGAGAGUGUUUAAUACAGUAAAUACUUGACGUUUCUACUGUUGACUAACUGAGCACCUCUGGGAGAGACACUUGUAUUAGUUCAGUCACUGGGAGAGACACUUGUAUUAGUUCAGUCAGUGGUAUCGACUGCACCAAUCUCCCAGGCUGUCAGAAACACUAACACUUGCAGAAGCUUCUUAUGAGGUGCUGUGUCACCUUCUAAACAUUCAUAGCACCUUCUAUAGAGCAUUAUGACAUGUUGUAUUAAUUAAGCAACACGACACAAUAGGUUCUGAUGUAUCGUGGAUGUAUGACAUCUUAGUGGCCCCAUGCCUCGUUGCUUUACUUUACAGUUUGGUAACGGUCCAUGACUGCAUUGCAAUGUGGUUUGAAUGUGCUAUGAACGUUUAUAAGGCAUUGUAACACUUCAUAAGAAUCUGAUUCAAGUAAAGAAACAGUCCCUCCACUCAAGCCCUGCCUACCCAUCUAGUCUCCUAAGAGGCCUUAAAACCACUGAAUGCAAACUGCCUGCCGUUAAGGCUGUGUCCCAAUAGUUUGAAGAACGUCCUUGUCUCAUCAUCAACUGUAGCGGUGGUGAUGAAAGGUUGGGGAAGCUAUUUCCUAGUUCUGGGACACAGCGUGAGAUUCACAUCUCCACUCAUGAACCUGAGCUCAGAGACAGUACGCAAACCAAGAUGGCCGAUCACACACACGUCACCCAGUUAACAGUAAACCAGGGGAUGCUCUACUCCAGUCCUCCUUGGUUUCCCUCUCAAGUUAGUUCAUUUAGGCCGUGUUCCAGGCUGACUACAUUGCAGACUCCUGGCAGAUAUCAAAACGCCUGGAUAGAUGUUGAAGAUAUCAGCAAACCACAUCCUAUGAUGUAGCAAUCUGAUGCCUGACUGCAGUCGAUGACGUGGCAAGCAACCGUUGGUUGAUGCAAUGCAACGUCUGCAAUGUAGUUGGCUUGGAACACAACCUUUUAUGCUAGUGAUUUAUUUGCCACUUCAGGUGUUCCUGGCACAAAUGGGAGAGAACAUUUUCAUACUGCAAAAAUGAACAUGAGGAAGUACGCACUUCAGGUUGUAAACUAGGAUUUCUCUUGUUUAAUAUAAUCAUUCAAAAGUAGACACAAUAACGUGAUAAUGAAGCACUGGACCACUCAGUUUGAUGUCAGGUUUGCCCGUUAGGAGAGGACUGGAGUUGAGCCCCCCACCUAAUGGGUGAAGGGUGAAGUUACUGCCGGUUGACGUUUAUUGUCAUGAGUCUUGUUCUGGAGCAGAAUUGGGCGAAUCCUCCUUAGACAGAUGCGAAGUCAAAAUUGUCUAUAUUGUAAAAAUGUUAUUUAACGUUAGGGUUAGGCAUUAGGGUUAGCAGUGUGGUUAACGUUAGGGUUAGGUAUUAGGGUUAGCAGUGUGGUUAACGUUAGGGUUAGGCAUUAGGGUUAGCAGUGUGGUUAACGUUAGGGUUAGGCAUUAGGGUUAGCAGUGUGGUUAACGUUAGGGUUAGGCAUUAGGGUUAGCAGUGUGGUUAACGUUAGGGUUAGGCAUUAGGGUUAGCAGUGUGGUUAACGUUAGGGUUAGGCAUUAGGGU